Molecule: messenger RNA, 4879 nt
Organism: Amoebophrya sp. A120
Lineage: Eukaryota; Dinophyceae; Syndiniales; Amoebophryaceae
Source: the annotation of a GenBank genome assembly
AGUGCCUUAAUAUCAGGUAGAUAAGAAGUAGACUCAGGUUGAGAUCGCCCCAGUUGCAGUUGUAGUCUCGAUGCGGAUCUACUAGCUUCAGCACCACGAAAACGCGUCGCCCUCGCCUCAUAAGCCGUAAUAUGCGUUUUGACUGGUAUUGUGCCCACUGGAAGAAGGAAUAGUAAGAGCUAGUUGUACUUGCAACGAGCCCGGAGAAGAUGUGAUGAUCAAAAUUUAUUUGUCGAUUAACCUACACGUACAAACUCAUCAACAUAAGCUUGAUUCCUUUUUUAUUUUCGCAGAACAAGAAGGCACCACCCAGCGAUGAUGUCAGUCUCAUCUCCCGCUGCUUCCCACCGCGAUAAUGUUGCCAGCGACCUCGAUAUUAGCGACUUAGAGUUGAUCGGGGAUGACACGGCUAGUAGGCGGAACCGCUCCACCAUCGUGAUCGAACGCGACGAGGCCGAAGUGCAGGCGGAUUUUCAGGUCAAAGAGGAGGACACGAAGAAACUUAUCCACCACGACGAGUCCAACCAUGAUCAGAACCACCACCAAAACGGUUCAUCCCUGCUGGAGGCCCCGUCGAACUACAAGCGCAACAAGCGACGGCGGACGAGUGCUUUCUCCGCGUCGUCUGGACGAGACGGGGAAGAGAAAAAAAAUGGUUCGUCUUCCGCCGCGGAGAACAAACGCAGAUCCACAGUGCCCAUUGGGGAUGACAAUGAUGACGUCAAUCAUGAUCUUCGCCAGGACGACGAUGGCAACUACGGGACCAGAGAGCGCGGGAGGUCACCGCGGAGCGGCAAUAGAAAUCGGAGAAACAAUGUUCCAGCUGCUAGAGCAAGUCCUCGGCAGGUGGGUGGUGCUGGACCACAACAAGGGCGGGGCGUCGAUAACAGAACAACGACUAUCGGAAAAAUAAACAAUCCGAACAAACAGACUCGAAAGGGAAAGAAGAAAAAAAGGCUCAAUCAAAAGCAACGAAGAGAGCGGAGAAUGCAGCAGGAGGCCGCGGAGAAGCAGAAGGAGAAGGAAGAAAAGGAACCACGUCGUGGUGGCAGGAGCGAUCAAAGCGCUGGCAGGAGCGAUCCAAGCGAUAGUGGUUCGGAUGAAAGUAAAUCCGCUGUAGCUCCUUCCCAACAUAUUGGCCAAAAGGAUAAAAACGUAAAUUCUCGUGACCGACCGACCGUUCCACCGGUACAAGAGAAGAACUCAACUGACAACAAGGACAAGAACUCGAGCAAGCCGGCCAACAACAACAGCAGCAGAGUAAACAAGCGUCCGCGGCCGAAAACGAGCGAAGAGGAAGAACUGGAUGAAGAGCAGAAAAAGAAAAAUCGCGCCGCGCGAGCCGCGACGGCGGCGGACUACGCUAGGGAGCUGCAGUAUGGAAGCGUCAGGUUUGAAAUUGACAGAGUUGAAAUGAUUUGCCAUGCAUAAAAUGGAUACCAGUUGGAAGCCCAAUUUGUAAGCGGCGCAUGACAAAUUUUCGGAGCACUAGAAUCCAAUUUGUCAUGCUGUUUGGGCACAGAAGAGGAAGACUGCUUUUGUCAUGCUCCUUUACCAGCUCUAUCCCAAACCGUGAAUAGGCUCACAAUCUUCUGCCUCAUUUGCCAUCCCGGCAAGACAGGCACUUCAUGCCUUGCAUUUUAUGUAUUACAAAUUAUUUCAACUUUGCCGAUUUCAAUCCUGACACAUCCAUAUGCAGGAGCGGAAGGAGCGCGGAGGUGGUGCUGCGGGUACUAACAAGAAUGGUCAGAUCGGAAAUAAGAGCAAUGAUCGCGACAUUUUUACACAGAAACAACACAACAUCACACAGCCGAAGAUUUCCGUCGAGUCUUCCGUCGAAUCGCUUUCCUCCUCUGAGUCCUCAUCUUCGUCGUCCUCGUCUUCGGACUCCGAGCAGAAGCAGACACAGAAACCAACAAAUAAUAAUGCGAAUACGACGAGGGUUGAGGGAAAUAAAAGACCACCGGCUUCCGGUGCUGCAGCUCGGAACAAGCCUGAAGAUGUGCCUCCUCCAGAUCGGCCGACUAUACCGAAGAUGGCGCUUGUUUCGCGAGUGGACCGGAGUCCUCCGUCUGCAAAGGAGGUUGACGAGGCUGGCGGUCGCAGUCGGCGACAGAAUGUGCAAGAGCCAGAAAUGAAACGCCCUGGGAAUCAUGACAAGAGUCUCCACCUGAGACCCAGCGAAAUAAAAAAGAAUGCGGGAAAUGCAACUUCUACCCGACAACAUCCACCGGUAUUCAACCUUGAAGUUGGUGAGUUGAAAAGUGGAAAAGUGGUCACCGCAGCGUUGGAAGCGAUUGUGAAUGUGAAAAAAGAUGGACAACAGGCGGGACGGAGUGCUGAUCACGGUGAAAACAAGGAGCAAAACCGGAAUGAUCGCGUGAAAACUUCUGCGCAGGCCUCUUCAAGCACCAGUUCGUCAUCCUCAAGUUCCUCUUCUUCUGGUGGGUCUUCCAGCUCGAGCUCCUCUUCUUCCAACAAGAAAAACGAUGUGGAAAACAAGAAGCACAGGAGCCCAAAUCAAACUUCAGCUGCUAGAGUGCCACUCGGAGAGGACAAAAGCAGGAAAAUCCCAAAUCGUGAUCGGCGAGAGGAUCCCAAGCGCACGACGGGCGGCAAGAACGGAGAUCAUGAUGAUCAGCAUAGUACUUCUACUCGACCUUUUGGUCGAGGUUUGGUCCCGUUGCCACACAUCAAAGGGGAAGAAGUGGCGGUUACAAAUACAGCCGUGAGAAAGAGAGAUACGAACGAGCAGGAACAAAGCGCAGGAGCAAGGAGAAAAAGCAGUGAUCUGAUUUUCUCGACGGCGCAAGGAGCAAUGAAAGUCUCGGGUGCCGCUCCUGCGCCCGUAGAACUACACGAUUGGAAGAACAAACCAAAACGCUUUUCCAACACCGCUUUAGUUCCGUUACCGCCGAAGAAGAAAGAAGUUUCCCGCACCGGGCUGGACCAGGAGCGGAGGGGCCAGCACGGAGCAGAUCAUGUAGAAAAGAAACAAACCUCCCCCGCUGCGAGUCCUGUAAGAAGAAGAGGAAGCAGCAGCCGCAUAAGCCCCAUAGCCUCUUCACAACGGAAGAAUGCACGUAAAGUGGACGAGGCGGCUCUGGUAGAACCUCCUUCAAAUCAACAGAAGCGGAAUGACGUCGGUAAUAUCGGAAAAGAGCCAGUUCUGGUAGCUGCAGCGGCUGUAGAUGACUUAGAUUUUCAAAACGCAAAUAACGAUCCGCACGAAAAGUCGGCUUCAAGAAGUGGUCUUGCGACGCAACACAUCAAGAGCAAGGGAAUCCAGAACCAGAAGCAAAAAGGAGGUGGAAAAAAUAACUCAUCUUCUGCACCCUCCGCGGUCACGAAACAGUCCGUAGUUCUACUCGAAAGUCCUAGAUGGCAGGCAAUGACUUCCAAUGGUGAAUCAGGGAUAGUUCUUCCUGCUCAAAUAAACCAGAGCAAGCACAACAAGCAGCCUGCAGACAAGAAAAACACCAAUGUCGUCGUUUUGCUUCCGAAGAACAAAAGUGCGGCUGGAGGUAACGAAAACAGGGCACCAGCAGAGAAUACGGAGAAGAUGCAGACAAAAGCAACACACCUCCGGGAGCGGUCGUCUCGUCGAGAGGAUGUAGACGAUAUCCAGGGAAAAACACCCAUCUCCAUCCAAUGUGUCAUUGCAAAACAUGUAAAAAAAAGCCAGUGUUUGUAAUGCAUAAAAUGGAUCGAUGGGGGUGUUUUUUUUUCUGGGGAUAAAUGAGACCGCUGUAGCAGCUCCUUCUGCUGUGGUAUUUAACAACGUAGUUCUUACCCGGAACAGCAAAACAUCUAAAUCUAACGAUAGCGGCGUUGUACAACUACCACUCGCUCGUCUUUUCAAUAAAAGCGGGCCCUCACCCUCUUCUAAAUCUAAAGAUCCAGACGAAGCAAAACAUCAGCACACCGUCGAUCUAAAAACAGCCGGUCAACCACCGCCUAUGUCGAAGAGCAAGAAAAAGAGGCUAAGGAAGCAGUUGCAAAAACAGAAAUCUAAAGAAGUGGAGGCAGGGAAUAACGGUAAGCAAAAGAUAGAAGCUGCGACCGUGCUUCUUGUUGCUGCCGCGCAAGCACCUUCGGAAGUCAACAAGAAAGCGGUUCUUGUCCCGAGCAAAAAAUACCAACAGGACAGAACCAUAGAAGCCAAUGAGGAGCCAGUAAUUCUGCAGAUGAAGCGUCCUUCUUUUUCCAUCAACAGAAGCAACAGUCUAAACGCCUCCAGCACGACCAGCACAUCAACUCCAAUCGUCACCGACCCCAUGCUUGCGACUAUCUACGAGAAAUCGCAGACACAGCGCAGGACCGGCCGAAUUUGCAAAUACUGGCCCGCGGAACAAUACGGCUGGAUUGAAUCGCCGAAACUCGCAAAAUUCUGGGGUGGCGACGCGUUUUUCCGAGUGAGUGAAAACCCACUAUUGGGGGAUGUGUUUGGCAGUGAAAAUACGUCCGGCUCGAAGGAGGGGAGCUUUGUCUCUUUUGACAAGGUAGAAUGGAACAGCUUUAACGACCCGGAGGUUUUUGGCGCGAAGUUUUUAAGAGAAGGAGACUGUGGCUAUUUUGCUUCUUGAAGGUCGAGGCGUCGAUGUCAUCAUGCAUAAAAAAAAAACGCAUCUGUACAAUAACCUUUUGCGAUAUCAGAUCAUGAUGAACACAAAAGACAACGUACAAUUUUAAGAAUCUAAAGAAUGCAAUAGGGGAGCUGAAAAGCGGAUGGCUCUUCCGGCUGGGAACCACCUUCGUGUUUUUCUUUCUUCGCGCUCGCGGCUCUGUUUGACAUACUUAAAUUUUAGUUUUGCGAUCGGUCCGUCGUUUGAUGUGCCUAUUCCUUGGUUAAGAUCUGUUGGUCUUUUCUCAAGUGUCG